AUGUUAUUAAAACAAAAUGCAAUUUCAAGUGCUCUUAAAGAACUUAAUGACUCUCAAACUAAUCCUAAAUCACCAAGUUAUAGAAGUCUUGCAAAAAAAUAUAGCAUCCCAGAAACCACUUUCAGACAUGCUAUUAAAAAUGAUGGCUCUCUUGAUCGUUCAGGCCUAGCCAAAGUUUUAACUAACCAUGAAGAGCAACAACUUGUCGGUUAUUGUUUAAAUAUGCAGAGGCUUGGGUUUGGAUUGGCAAGGUCAGGGGUAAACCAAUGCAUAAUAGAUAUUGUUCAACAAGUAACAGAUCCCACCCCUUUAAAGAAAGUAGACCAGACAGGCUUCAUCAUUAAUCCAACUCUUCAAAAAGUAAUCGCAAAGAAGGAUGCCCAUCAAGUUCAUCAAGUUUCAUAUAAAAAUUCUCAAAAACACAUUUCUGUGUGUACAACAAUCUCAGCAGCCGAUAUGUAUAUACUGCCAUUAAUUAUCUACAAAGGAAAGCACAUGAUUCCUGGCCUCUUAAAUGGUGUACCUGCAGGUUCUGUUAUGGAAUUUACAGAUACCGGCUAUAUGAAAAAAUGCCUUUUUCAAAAAUAUAUCAAACAUUUCAUUUGUUCAAUUCCAUCUACUUGCCCUGUUUUAUUAAUUCUUGAUGGUCAUAAAAGCCAUAUUAGUUAUGCUUGUGUUAGUCUUUGCUACAACAACAACAUUCUUCUUUAUGCAUUUCUGCUCCACACAACCUAUAUACUUCAACCUGCAGAACUUCCUUUCACUCAUCUCAAACAAGCUUAUGAUAAAGCUUCUUCUAACCUAGAUCCAAAUUCUACACUUAUCUCUAAUAAAAAAAAGUUAUUAAAAACUGAGAUUAAAACACUUAAUAUUAGGAUUGAGCAGUUAGAAGCAGAGUUGAAAGUGACAAAAGAUGAAUUAAAAACUUUUAAAAGCCUUGGCACUUGCUCUUUAUGUUUAGCACUUAAGUAUCCUCUUCCUCAUACUCUACAGUCAGUUGAAAAUUCAGAUCAAGCUGUAAACCAGCCAGAAGCAAGUUUACAAAAAAGAAAAAAAAGGAAAACUAUGUCAUUUUCCCAACUUCUUACAAAUGAAACAUUCUUGAGGUUAUUAAAAGAUAUAGAGGAGGAAGCUGAGAGAAAAGCUAAUGAGAACAAACAAAAAAAAGAGGCUGCUGUGCAAAAAUGA
Molecule: messenger RNA, 1188 nt
Organism: Cetraspora pellucida
Lineage: Eukaryota; Fungi; Glomeromycota; Glomeromycetes; Diversisporales; Gigasporaceae
Source: the annotation of a GenBank genome assembly